Entrophospora sp. SA101 is the source of this 975-nucleotide messenger RNA. The record is from the annotation of a GenBank genome assembly. Lineage: Eukaryota; Fungi; Glomeromycota; Glomeromycetes; Entrophosporales; Entrophosporaceae.
AUGUCAAUAGAAUCUGCAAGAACUGUAACUUUAGGAACAUUUGAAAAUAAUAAUAUGGUAACACCUAUAUCGACAAUAAACAAUAAUGAGCAAAUGAGUUCGGAAUUAUUAGAGUUGAGAUCGCGGGUUGAGCAAAUAGACAAAGAAAAGGAAGCAAUAAAAAAGGAAAAGCAAGAAUUGUUGACUCAUUGUGAAUCAAUUAAAGAAGAAAAGAAUCAAUUAGAAACACAAUAUCAAACUUUGUUAAAUAAACUAAAGGUUAUCGCAGAUAAAUAUAAAUCUAAUAUGGAUGAGCUAAAUAAAUCGCGUCAAGAAAAAGAUCAACUGAACCAACAAAAUCAAGAACUUUCAGAAAAGCUCAACAGAUUACAAUCAGAGAUGUCGGUUGUUAACGAAGGAAAUCAAAGGAUAACAAGUCAAUUGGAAACAUUACAAUCUCACAUUUUUGAGAUACAAGAACAAUCAGCCAAUGAAAUUAACGAGAAAGAUAAUUAUAUUAAAAAAUUACAAAACGAUUUGGAUCGUUCAGAGAGUGAAAGAGAAGAAUUGGAGGUUGUUGCAAUGGAAUUAAAAAGUGCCAAAGAGGUUUCACUUAACCGCAUAAAACAUUUUGAAAUGGAAACAGAAUUAUUAAGAAACGAAAAAGAAACUUUGAAAAUUGAAAAAAAUAAUGAAUCUGAAAGUUUGGCAAAUUUACAAGCCGUUUUAGAAGAAUUUGAAGCUGCUAAACAAUCUGAAAUAAAAGAAGCAGUUGAAGGAAUGCAGCGAAGGCUUUCUACAACUAGUAAAGAAUUAGCAGAAUAUAAAGAUAGAGCAUUGUUGGCAGAAAAUCAAUUAAGGCAAAUAAAACAAGAAGUUGGUAAAACUACUCAAUAUGAAAAAGAAAUCAAAGUCAAAAAUCUUUUGAUUGGCAAAUUACGACAUGAAGGUAAAAAUAAUGAAUUUGUGCAUCAUAAUAAGAAAUAUUUAAUUUAA